Poecilia latipinna (sailfin molly) is the source of this 5757-nucleotide messenger RNA. RefSeq names its product EH domain binding protein 1-like 1b (gene ehbp1l1b). The coding region runs from base 422 to 4894 and encodes 1490 amino acids. Gene Ontology annotation, molecular function: protein binding. The transcript has 26 exons. The record is from RefSeq and is a predicted model, not a curated record. Lineage: Eukaryota; Metazoa; Chordata; Actinopteri; Cyprinodontiformes; Poeciliidae.
CGUCUGUUAGACAGAAAAAGGGAGGGUUGGCUGAGUCAAGAGGAAGCAGAUCUGUGUUAGAACAACCCAGAGUUGAGUAAGCUGUGCUGCCUCCAUGUGGAUUAUAGCCAAACAAGGGACGACAAGCUGUCAAUGAGAACUCCUGCAGUUGUUUAGUUGGGACUUUUUAAAGCCUCAGAGGGAAGUCAGUUUCUCUUUUGCCGCUCCUGCCUGCUGUCGUCGUUUUUACGCCAGGUUAUAUCUUGUGUAGUGCGCGUGCAGUUCGAGGUGUUGCAAAUGAGCGCAAGUCGCAGCUUGUACGAGUUUCAUCAGCGGCGGAUGAAGAGGAGGCAAACCCUCCUCUGAGGAACAGAACCAGCCGAUAAAAGUUGGAUUAUUCAACUCUCCCUGGGUGUAAACUUUAACCUUACCAACAGCGGCGAUGACUUCGGUCUGGAAACGACUCCAACGAGUCGGUAAAAAGGCUUCAAAGUUCCAGUUUAUCGCUUCUUAUCAGGAACUUGUCUUGGAGUGCACGAAGAAAUGGCAACCGGACAAGCUGAGAGUGGUGUGGACCAGGAGGAACAGACGCAUGUGCUCUAAGCUCCACAGUUGGCAACCUGGGAUAAAGAACCCCUACAGGGGAACGGUGAUGUGGCCUGUUCCAGAAAACAUCGACAUCUCCGUUACGUUGUUCAAGGAACCUAAUGCGGAUGAGUUUGAGGACAAGGAAUGGACAUUUGUGCUUGAAGGGGAGAACAAAGGUCACCGCAAGGUGCUAGCUUCUGCUGACAUCAACCUGAAGCGCUUCGCCAGUCCCACGCCGACCCAGACUGACCUGACUCUGAAGCUGAAGCCACUGUCGGUCAAAGUGGUGGAGGCUGAGCUCAAGUUGUCUCUGUCGUGUGUCUUCAUUCGAGAAGGAAAAGCUACUGAUGAAGACAUGCAGAGUCUUGCCAGCCUCAUGAGUGUCAAACCCACUGAUAUUGGCAACCUGGACGACUUCAAUGAGAGCGAUGAAGAGGAGGACCGGAAGUCUGUCACUGCCACAGUUGUUCCACACACACUAACUCGUCCAAACCGUCCCGCUCCCCUUCCUCCUGACAGCCGAACAUCCACUGGAGUCACUUUGCCAGCUUCAGCUGGUGGGCAUGAUGUUGAUCCCUCCACUUCCAUUCUUCAUUCUCGCCCUCCUCUGCCAAAUGCUCCACGUCCCUCUCCCCGGCGUUCCCGACAUCUGUUCUCAGCUGCUAAUGUCCAAUCAGACAUCCAACCUGCACCUGGCCCCUCCCCUCAGCCUUCGCCCAGGUCUAAGCGGACGAAAAUAACCAGCACUGCCCUUUCAGACACUCCUGUGUGUGACUCUGUAACUAGUCCUCCUGAAACGCAGGCCACAGAAAAGCCUCCCCCAGUUCAGAGUGCCUCCUCUGCCUCUUUGCUCCCUGAAAAUUCAGCAACAUCCAAAUCUUCCUGUAAUACGUCUCCAGCUUUUGCAGAAACUUCUUCACCUCUGACCUCAAAUACACCCCCAGCUCUGUCUUCAGAGCUGCUCAAGCUUCCCCAUUCUUCAUCACCAUCACCUAAAACAGCAAUAACAUCCUCAUCCAUGUCUUCUCCAACCACAUCUCUCAUUGUAUCCACUGCUGUGACCCAUAAGCCAAUCUCAGCAGCCUGCCAGCUUCCUGCUCCCAAAUUUACCUCCCUCCAAAGACCCGCUCUGCCCCACGAGAAUCAGUCUGUUCAGCCUCCUGUCACAUGGACCCUCUCUCAGCCCCCUUCUCUGCCCAGAAUCUUCCAGGCAGGGCCAGCUCCUACAGUGCACCAGCAGCGCCCCCAAGAGGUUCAGAUCAUAGAUGAUUCUGCUUCAAGCUCUGGCCGUUCCCACGUUUUCAGACCGCAGGUUGUGAAAUCCUUCGCACGCCCCACCUCUCCCUCUCCUUUAUCCACCAAUUCUUCUCCGCUUUCAUCAUCAUCAUCAUCAUCAUCAUCUCUCCCUAAAUGCCCGCCCUCUGGCUCAGUUACUCAGGGGCUUUGGCCUACAUCAGACCCCGCUCCAGCCACUGGAAACAUUUCCCCCGUCCCUCUGCUGACUAGUCCAGAUCUCGAUGCUCUCUGUGACCCAGAGAUUCCAGCUCUUUCUGCCACCCUUUUAUCCUCUUCGACUUUUUUCUCCUCCUCUCUCAUUUUUACUCAUUCUUCACCUCCUUCUGCUCAAAUCAGCUCUAGUCAAACAGGCUCAUCGGUCUCUGUCCCUCUGGUAGCUAAAGAGACAACUGUAAGUCCAAUGAGCCAAGACAAAACGUCUCCUACCAGUAAACAGACAGACACAAACAGAAGAACAUUGGAAGAGCCAAAGCUGAUUACCGCAGAGAGCAAAGCUGGAAAGACCAGUUCAUCCUCUGGAGAAUCUACCAAGUUGGAAACUUUGGUGACACAGCAGAACCACACAACAGCAGCAGAAGAUCCAGAGACACAUUUAGAAACACCAAAACCAGUUCCAGAGGAAAUUAAAGAACCUGAGAGACCUUUUGUGCAACCAGUAGCCCCUUCUGAACCUUCCCCAAAACCAGCCAGAGAAAGGACAGAUUUGUUGCCCCCAAAACCAAAACAAGAGCUGCAGCAGGAGAAUGACAUCCAGCCACCAGACAAAUCACAACUGGAAGGAGAAGACAAAGAGAAACUACCUAACGCUGCUGAUCAGGAGAAUCUUGUGAUCAUUGAAGAGCCGCUUCUCCAUGAAGAGAACAAACUGUGGGCAGCUAUGGAGGAGACCACAGCCGAGACGGAAGCACAAAGGGGGACGGGAAGUACUGAAAGUCCUGGAUUGAAGGAGGAGGAAGAGGUUGUAGUAGGGGGCCCAGACCACCCACUUCCCGCUGUGGCCCUGAAGCCUGCAUCAGCCCCCUCCUCUGAACAAGGCUCUAGUCUCAGCUUUGAUGUGAAACAACAAAAUAGACCUCACAGUCAGCCUCCUGACCAUCGUUUUAUGUCUCACAUGAAGGAAACAACACAACAAAUUUCAGACCAACAGCCAGUGAAAAAAAGGAGUGAUGGAGCACUUACUAAAAUUGAUUAUGAUGUAAAUGUAACAGAGUUUGCUCAACCUUUGGUGGUGUCUAAACCACCCAGUGGCAUAAGCAUCAGUAAGGUGAACGAGACAAAAAUGCCUGUGAAUUUACAUGGGAGUCCUGAAUUGAAGUCUGAAGAUGACCUGAAGAUCCCCAGUUCAGCCAACAAUCUCUUCAAAGAGCAGCAGCUCCAAGAGGAGGAAAGACUUUUACUGGCUAAGAUUCGACAGAUGUCAGGCGACAUGUCUCCGGUCAGUGGGCCUCGAGCCAUGAAAAGACUCAUUCCCACUCCUGGUGAUAUUGACAUUGAUGUUAUGGAGAAAGGAGUCCCUUCAAGCCCCCCCACUGACACCACUGCUCACAUUCAGCUCUCCAUCAUUACCUGCUCCAAUGAUCUGCAGGAAAUAAGACUAAAUGACACGGAAGAGCCACUUGUAGAGGAAGAAGCGUCAAAGCACAAAACAACCGACGUAUCUGAUGGUGGACCGGUUAAACAAUCGUCUCAUUCCAAAGACACCUCCAGUACACACACCGUCAUUUCCUCACUUCAGUGUGAGAUCAAUAAUUCUCGGCUUCCAACAUUACAAGAGGAAGAAACCCCCGAGCUCAGGACCACUGAUCCAUUUGCAGAGGUCACAGAGGAGGUCAAUGGGAAGGAUGACACUGAGGACCUUGUGAACUCUAGUCAGUCAUUGCUCCAGUGGUGUCAGAGCAUCACCAACAACUACAAGGGUGUAAAGGUCACAAACUUCAGCACGUCCUGGAGAAACGGCCUGGCCUUCUGCGCCAUACUGCACCACUUUCAUCCAGACAAAAUAGAUUUUGAAUGCUUGGUUCCUCAUGACAUCAAGUUAAAUAAUAAGAAGGCAUUUGACGGCUUUGAGGCGCUGGGGAUCUCUCGUCUGCUGGAACCGUCCGACAUGGUUCUGCUGUCCGUCCCUGACCGGCUCAUCGUUAUGACGUACCUCAGCCAAAUCCGCUCACAUUUCACCAACCAGGAGCUGAGCGUACUGCAGAUCGAGCACAACAGCAGCCAGUCCAGUUACGGGCUCGCUCCGUCUGGUCCCGCUCCCACCAACGUCGACGCCGCCGCCUUCUGCAUGGCCAGGCUGAACGAAGGUGUGAGUCUAGAGGAAGGAGGAAGCAGUGCCUUGGUGGUGCCACCACCCAGAACCAAAAGGACUAUUAAAGCGGAAGAAACAAGAAUCCCAGUUCCACCCCCGAGAUCGGUUACCAAAGCUGCCAAAUAUGAACAGGAUGAAGAUGCUUUAUCUCCUACUGAAAAUGCUAAUGACUCAGAGCUGCAGAGUGCAGUUGACACCCAGCCUCCUAAACAAGAAGAAACUAUGCACCUGCAGGACACCAGUCAGUACGUCUUGAGCGAACUGGCGGCACUGGAGACAGAGCAGAAGCACAUCGACAGCAGAGCGGCAGUCGUGGAGAGACGAUUGCGAAGCCUCAUGGAAACAGGGAGUGAUCGUGAUGAAGAGGAGAGAUUGAUCCAGGAAUGGUUCACUUUGGUGAACAAGAAGAACGCUCUGAUACGCCGACAGGACAACCUGGAGCUAUUACAAGAGGAGCAGGAUCUGGAGAGGAGAUUCGAACUUCUCACCAGAGAACUACGAGUUAUGAUGGCUAUAGAAGACUGGCAGAAGACAUCGACUCAGCAGCAGAGGGAGCAGCUGCUCCUUCAGGAGCUGGUGUCUCUGGUUAACCAGCGCGAUGAGAUCAUCAGAGACAUCGACGACAAAGAGAAACGUGCUCGGGAGGAGGACGAGCGGCUGGAGCGAGGUUUGGAGAUGAGGAGGAGGAAAUACAGCAAUAAGGACAAAUGUGUGUUACAGUGAAAAGGACAAGCACAGACUGCAGUUGUCAUUGAAUCCCAAAGUCCCCAAAAGUAUUUUCUUUGAAUGUUAAGAAAAAAAUGAAACUACAAAGAUAUCUGUAGGUUUUCAAGUGCCUUUUCCCUCCUAGAAAUGUUCCCUAAGUCUGAAGCUGGAAAUUGUUGCCUGGAUGUAAUGUGUGUGUUUUAGUGGUAUUAUGUUGGUUUCUUUAAUCUGUUCUUUAUUUAUUGAAGACAUGUGUCAUUUUGUCAUACAUUUAUUGCAUUUCUGGUGUUUUUCAUGUGUUGUGUACAUUUUUUUUGGACAUUAUUCAGUAUUCACACACCAGCUGGUCCUCUGCUUAUUUUUUAUGUUGUGUGUCUCCUGUGCCUUAAUAGGAAGUUUUCGAUUUAUAGGCCAAAAAGCACCAGAGAAUCUAUCUGCUCAGGAGUCAAGUAUGCAAAGAGAUAUGUUCUGUUGCAGGUGACGCUUUUGUCUUUUCUGAUAGUUUAAAAAAAAAUUUAGUAUGUCAAAGCAAUUCAGAAAUUAGUAUAUUUUGUGAUUAUUCGAGCUGGACUCAAUUCCACAAGGUUUUCAGUGCAGAAUGGUUAUUGACGCUUAAAGUGGUAACGCAUCUUAAAAUGUAUCUUUUAAUGUCGGGCCCUGGUGAUUUAAGUCAUCUGCAGCUUCUUUGGAUGUUCUCAUCUUCUUGACUGGUGUAAGUUAAAAAGUUUUGGUAUUUCUGCAUAGUUUGAUGAAUGCGUGCAUGGUUUUUGAUGUGUGCAGUUAAAACGGUACCUAUCAUUCAGUAUGUAGAUUCCAAAUGUUGAUUUCCAUAUUUAUGACUGUUUUAUUCAUGAAUGACAAAUAAAAUAACGUUUAAAAAA